Molecule: messenger RNA, 1035 nt
Organism: Sinocyclocheilus grahami
Lineage: Eukaryota; Metazoa; Chordata; Actinopteri; Cypriniformes; Cyprinidae
Product: homeobox protein Dlx4a
Exons: 3
Coding region: 199-948 (249 amino acids)
Biological process (GO): regulation of transcription by RNA polymerase II; cell differentiation; embryo development
Molecular function (GO): DNA-binding transcription factor activity, RNA polymerase II-specific; RNA polymerase II cis-regulatory region sequence-specific DNA binding
Source: RefSeq, a predicted model, not a curated record
CCAGUAUGUGAUGAGACUGUUGAGAUUAGCUUCACAGACCCCGUACACAGUCCAAACGAAAGCAAACACAUGAGCGUCGCGUUUUCACGGACAUGGAUCUUUUUAAUGAAGCUCUUUCAGCGAUGGAAAUCACACGACUCUUCUAAAUAGAUGCUGCUUUUUUAUGGUGCAUCGGUCUAAUGGACAUAACUCUAAAAAAUGACUAUGACUUCACUGUCUGAAAGUUUGGUGGCUUCAGACCCCUCAAAAUCGGCAUUUCUGGAGUUCAGUCACGGCUACCAGUCUCACCAGCAGCAUUCACCCGGUGUGUCUCACGCGCAUUAUCCGGUGCACGGUUUGCAUCAAGGUGCACAUUCGCAGUACGAUGCGGCGUUCUCUUCGGGAGCUGCUUCGUACGGCCGCCCGCUCACUUACCAUUAUCCCACCGCCCAUCACCACCCCGGAGCUUACCUACCUUAUCAACACAACAACCCAGUCGGUCAUUCAAGAGUAGAGGAUGCAGAUUCCGAGAAGCAAAGUUCCAUUGAAAGUGGAGAAAUACGGCUGAACGGCAAGGGGAAGAAGAUUCGCAAACCACGCACGAUCUACUCGAGCUUACAGCUGCAGGCGCUCAACCAGCGCUUCCAACAGACCCAGUACCUCGCGCUGCCGGAGCGCGCUGAUCUGGCAGCCAAGCUGGGGCUGACACAAACACAGGUAAAGAUAUGGUUCCAGAACAAACGUUCCAAGUUCAAAAAGAUCAUGAAGCAUGGAUCAAGUGGACCAGAAGGAGAACACCUUCAAGCAGCUUCUGCAUCCGGAACACCUUGCUCACCAGGAAUGCCCCUGUGGGAUGUUUCCAUGUCAACCAAAGGUGCCCCCAUCCACUCUGGAGGAUAUAUGAACUCUUUUGGACACUGGUACCCUGGUCAUCAUCAAGACCCAAUGGCCAGAACUCAGAUGAUGUGACGGGAUGUUUAGGACAGUCUAGGACAGUUCAUUUGCUUAAAAGUUUACUCACAGCCAAACGUUCUUCAAUUUCCUCCCCAAUAUUUG